UGAAUCUGAGAAACUGAGCAAUAGUGGCAGCCCCACAAUUGGAACAGGACAAUUUAGCUUGUUGACUCAAACAGUAUUUCUCUUUCUUCCAUGAACUUUCAUUCUUCCCUCUUGCGUCCAACACAAAAAAAAAAAAAAGAAAAGGAAAAUUGCUUGCCAGAGGAGAAGAACAGCCAUUUAGCAACCAAAGACCCUUUCUUUCCGUUCUUAGCCUCCUUGUAAUUUGCCAGAUCCAGUCCAGAAAUGGCUUCUAGUAGCACCUUAAAAGCGUCGUCUUCCACUUCUAAUUGUGAUGGUUAUAAUUAUCAUGUGUUCUUGAGUUUUAGAGGUGAAGACACCCGCCAGACUUUCACUGGUCAUCUUUAUGCUAAUUUGGUUGCACGUGGAAUUCACACCUUCAGAGAUGAUGAAGAACUUGAGAAAGGAGGAGAUAUCGCAUCAGAUCUCUCGAGAGCUAUCGAAGAAUCAAAGAUUUUUAUUAUUAUUUUCUCGAAACACUAUGCUGACUCCAAGUGGUGUUUGAAUGAACUGGUAAAGAUCAUCGAUUGUAUGACAGAAAAGAAAUCAGUGGUUUUGCCGGUUUUCUACCAUGUGGAGCCAACAGAUGUACGAAAUCAAGGAGGAAGUUUUAAAGAUGCAUUUUUGGAGCAUGCAAAAGAUGCAGAUCAAGAGAAGAAGAAGAAAAUAGAAACGUGGAAGAAUGCCUUGAAGAUAGCAGCCAACCUGUCUGGAUUUCAUCUGCAGAAUCAAUCUGAGGCAGAGUUUAUUCAAAGGAUUUAUGAAGAUAUCGCUAUAAGAUUGAAUCGUACGCCUUUAGAUAUGGGCUACAACAUAGUUGGAAUGGACUUUCAUUUGACGCAAUUAAAAUCACUUAUAAAAGUUGAAUUGGAUGAGGUUCUCAUGGUUGGUAUCUAUGGGAUUGGUGGAAUUGGCAAAACUACCAUCUCUAAGGCUAUUUAUAAUGAUAUCUCGUCUCAAUUUGAUGGUUGUAGCUUUCUUGGAAAUGUUGGGGGGAAAUGUGAAGAUGGUCUACUUAAAUUACAAAAGACACUUCUUCAAGAUAUCGUCAAGUGUAAAGUGCCAAAAUUCAACAAUAUUAGCCAAGGAAUCAAUGUGAUAAAGGAAAGGCUUCGAUCGAAAAGAGUCCUUAUUGUUCUUGAUGAUGUGGACAACUACAUGCAAUUAGAAAACUUGGCUGGAAAACAUGGUUGGUAUGGUGCAAAAAGUAUAAUCAUCAUAACAACUAAAGAUAAACAUUUGUUAGAUCAACAUGAAGUAAAAGCACUUUAUGAGGUGCAAAAGUUGAAUCAUGAAAAAUCUGUUGAACUUUUUAAUUGGUGGGCCUUCAAGCAAAAUACUCCCAAAACUGGAUUUGAAAGCCUUUCAAAUAGUGUAGUGGAGUAUACUCAUGGUCUUCCAGUAGCACUUAAAGUUUUGGGUGGCUUUCUCUAUGAGAAGUCAAUAAAUGAAUGGGAAAGUGAAUUGCAUAAAGUAAAAAAAAUACCUGACGAGAUAGUUCAAAAUGUGCUUAAAGUAAGUUAUGAUAAAUUGGAUCAUACAUGUCAAGAGAUAUUCUUGGAUAUUGCAUGUUUUUUCAGAGGAAAAGACAAAGAUUUUGUUUCAAGAAUAUUAGGAAGUUAUGCAAUGAUGGGAAUAAAAGUUUUGAAUGAUAAAUGUCUUCUUACUAUUUCAGAAAACAAGUUAGAUAUGCAUGAUUUAGUACAACAAAUGGGCCAAGAAAUUGUUCGUCAAGAAUGUCUCAAAGAGCCUGGAAACAGGAGUAGACUCUGGGAUUGUAAUGAUGUUGAUAGUGUGUUAACAAGAAAUACGGGGACUCAAGCAAUUGAAGGACUAUUUGUACAAGGUUCUCUAGCAAGCCAGAUAUCUACAAAUUCUUUCACAAAACUGAAUAGACUUAGAUUGCUCAAAGUCUAUUAUCCACAUAUGUGGAAGAAAGAUUUUAAGGCCCUCAAGAAUCUUGAUUUUCCUUAUUUUGAGUUAAGAUAUUUCCAUUUUAAGGGAUACCCUUUAGAAUCCUUGCCAACAAAUUUUCAUGCAAAGAAUCUUGUUGAACUUAAUUUAAAGCAUAGCAGCAUAAAACAACUUUGGCAAGGGAAUGAGAUUCUUGACAACUUGAAAGUCAUCAACCUUAGUUACUCAGAGAAACUUGUUGAAAUUUCAGACUUUUCAAGGGUGACAAAUUUGGAGAUCCUAAUUCUAAAAGGGUGUAGGAGCCUUGAGAGUCUUCCAAGAAACUUUCAUAAGUUGGAACGUCUUCAAAGUCUCUCUUGUAAAGAUUGUUUAAAGAUGAAGAGUUUUCCCGCAAUCAAAGGAAAUAUGAGUAAGCUAAGAGAGAUUGAUUUGACAGCUACAAGUAUAAAAGAGCUUCCAUCCUCAAUUGCAUAUCUAAAGGCUCUUCAACACCUAGAUUUGUCAUGGUGCAAAAGCCUAAGGAGUCUUUCAGAGAGCAUUUGCAAUUUAAGCUCUCUUAAAACUCUCAUCUUGGAGGGGUGUUCAAAUUUAAAGGGGUUUCCAGAAAUCAAUGAUGAUAUGGAAAAUCUAAAAAUGCUUGAUUUGAGUCGUACAGGUAUAAAAGAGCUUCCAUCCUCAAUUGGACAUCUAAAGGCUCUUAAACACCUUAAUUUGUUAUCGUGCGGAAACCUUGCAAAACUUCCAGAGAGCAUUUGCAAUUUGAGGUCUCUUGAAACUCUGAUUUUGGAGGGGUGUUCAAAUUUAGAGGGCUUUCCAAAAAUCAAUGAUGAUAUGGAAAAUCUAAAAAGGCUUAAUUUGAAGGAAACAUGUAUAGAAAAGCUUCCAUCAUCUAUUGGACAUCUAAAGGCUCUUAAACACCUAGAUUUGUUUAGUUGCAAAAGCCUAAGGAGUCUUUCGGAGAGCAUUUGCAAUUUGAGCUCUCUUGAAACUCUCAUCUUGGAGGGGUGUUCAAAUUUAAAGGGCUUUCCAGAAAUCAAAGAUGAUAUGGAAAAUCUAAAAAGGCUUGAUUUGAGUUUUACAGGUAUAGAAGAGCUUCCAUCCUCAAUUGGACGUCUAAAGGCUCUUCAACACCUAGAUUUGUCUAGUUGCAAAAGCCUAAGGUGUCUUUCUGAGAGCAUUUGCAAUUUGAGCUCUCUUGAAACUCUCAUCUUGAAGGGGUGUUCAAAUUUAAAGGGCUUUCUAGAAAUCAUAGAUUAUAUGAAAAAUCUAGAACAUCUUGAUUUGAGUUUUACAGGUAUAGAAGAGCUUCCAUCCUCAAUUGGACGUUUAAAGGCUCUUCAGCACCUAGAUUUGUCUAGUUGCAAAAGCCUAAGGAGUCUUUCAGAGAGUAUUUGCAAUUUGAGCUCUCUUGAAACUCUCAUUUUGGAGGGGUGUUCAAAUUUAAAGGGCUUUCCAGAAAUCAAAGAUGACAUGGAAAAUCUAAAAAGGCUGGAUUUGAGUUUUAUAGGUAUAAAAGAGCUUUCAUCCUCAAUUGGACGUCUAAAGGCUCUUAAACACUUGAAUUUGAAAUGUUGUACAAAGCUUGUGAGCCUUCCAGAUAUCAUUUGCAAUUUAAGCUCUCUUGAAACUCUCAUCUUGGAGGGGUGUUCAAAUUUAAAGGGCUUUCCAAAAAUCAAAGAUGAUAUGGAAAAUCUAAAAAGGCUUGAUUUGAGUUUUACAAGUAUAGAAGAGUUUCCAUCCUCAAUUGGACGUCUAAAGGCUCUUCAACACCUAGAUUUGUCAUAUUGCAAAAGCCUAAGGUGUCUUUCAGAGAGCAUUUGCAAUUUGAGCUCUCUUGAAACUCUCAUCUUGGAGGGGUGUUCAAAUUUAAAGGGUUUUCCAGAAAUCAAAGAUGAUAUGGAAAAUCUAAAAAUGCUUGAUUUAAGUUUUACAGGUAUAGAAGAGCUUCCAUCCUCAAUUGGACGUCUAAAGGCUCUUAAACACUUGAAUUUGAAAUGUUGUGCAGAGCUUGUGAGUCUUCCAGAUAGUAUUUGCAGAGCUCUUAAAAAACUUGAUGUCCAAAAAUGCCCUAAACUGGAGAGAGUGGAGGUGAACUUAGUGGGAUCUUUGGAUCUAACUUGUUGCAUUCUAAAGCAAAGAGUAAUCUGGUGGAGCAAUAAUCUACUACAAAAUGAAGUGGAAGGAGAGGUCCUUAACCAUUAUGUUUUGUCCCUGUCAUCACUGGUAGAAUCAUGUUCAAGAGACUACAGAGGUUUCCACCUAUCUGCACUAGAAGUAUUAUCCGUAGGUAACUUCAGUCCAAUUCAAAGAAGAAUCCUCAGUGAUAUUUUCCGCCAAUCUUCAUUGAAAAGUGUAUGUCUUCGUAACUGCAAUCUAAUGGAAGAAGGAGUCCCUAGUGAUAUUUGGAACCUAUCUUCACUGGUAAAUUUAUCUCUAAGUAACUGCAGUCUAACGGAAGGAGAGAUCCUCAAUCAUAUUUGCCACGUUUCAUCAUUGCAAAACUUAUCUCUGGAUGGGAACCAUUUUAGUAGCAUACCUGCCAACAUCAUUCAACUUUCUAAACUGAGAACCCUCGGCUUGUAUCACUGCCAGAAGCUUCUACAAAUUCCAGAGCUUCCACCGAGUUUACGAGCUCUUGAUGUCCACGACUGCCCAUGCCUGGAAACUUUAUCAAGUCUCUCAAGUUUACUUGGUUUUUCCUUGUUCAAGUGCUUCGAAUCAACAAUUGAGAAGUGUAGGUGGUCCUAUUGGAGGAAGAAAUUCGAAAUUUUGACCUUAUAUUUAAUGCCUGGAAAUAAUGGAAUUCCAGAGUGGAUAAGCCAUAAGAAAAAGGGAUCUAAAAUAGGAGUAGAACUUCCUGAGAAUUGGUGGGAGGAUAACAACUUUUUGGGAUUUGCCUUAUGCUCUGUUUUUGAAUAUGAAGAUCCUUGGUGUCAAUUGACCUUCCAUAAUUUUUACUUUGAUUAUCCGGAUGGUUGCUUAUCUAAAUCCAAGUUCAUGGAUCUACUCAUAUUUAGCCGUAGCUUUCUACAUUGCCGUAAUUGUGGUGAAUCAAAUAGAGUCUUGGUGGCAUUUUAUCCAAAGGUUGCUAUUGAGAAUAAGCAUUGGUCAAAUGAAUGGAGACAUUUGAAGGCUUCAUUUUAUGGUGAAGAAGUGAAAGUGGAAGAGUGUGGGCUUCAUCUUAUAUAUAAAACCAACAUCUUCAACAGAGAUUCCAAUGCCACCAACCAUUGGCCUCGGUUAUUGAGUGAAAAUACAGAUUUCAAUGUUAAGGAGAAGUCUUGAUGGUGCAGAGAACCCACACAACAAAAAAUCGAGACUUCUCUAGUUUUCAACCUAACACACUUUUCUUCAUCCUCCUAUAAGGCCGCGCCCGCCUAUAUGCACAAGUGGUUGGAGGUUCUUUGCAAAUUUGUCCAAUGGAUAUGCUGCAGAAGAUAUUAAACAUUCAUCUCAAGCUUUUGCCCAAUACUAAGCCCUAAGGUAUGAGGAUCUGCUGAUUUGAAGGGUUUUGUAGGAUUCGAUUUGCUAAUUUCAAUUCUUAAGGUAUGUUUUGAUUUCAUGCCUACGAUUCAAUGAAAUCUUAUUUACGAAGUAUCAUGCCCAAGGAUUCAAUUUGCAACAUGGUAAGAAAUAAAAUCUUUUCGUUUUGUUUAUCUACUAUAAUGUUUCUGCUCUCCACUUUCUCGAAUCAUGGUGUAUGUUUGGAUGACUGGAUUUGGAACGUGGAUAAUGUGUUCCCCUGAUUUUUCCAGUCGGUUUUGUUUAGUUGAUUUUUGUUUCAUGGAUGAUGUGUUCACAGUAGCCUUGGGGAAAUAGAGAGAUACACUUUCAGUGUUGAUGCGGUGUGUGUUUUUUAGGCUUGCGAAUCUGAUUAUGGUUUGCAUAAUCUAAAUUCUGCAAUUAAAAUAAUCAUGCUAGCAUUGUGAUUAGUAGAUUUCAUGGAUAUGGAUUUUGGCCUCAGGGAAACUUUGUGGAUCUGAUUGAAAGUGAUACAUUUAGAAUCAUUUCUACCACCAAAGAAGCCUAAUUAGUCUAAAGCUCAGAUAUACAGAUAUCUGAUUUCCCUUUUCUUUUUAUUUGCUACCACCAAAUAUUUAGUAGUGAUAGUGGUAAAGUAGAAGAUGUAAUAGAAAGUUGUGGACAUGUGUGGUUGUGGUGGGUUCAUUGUGUCUGGAUGCCUCCUGCUUGGUUUGAUUUGUUUUGUUUUGGGGGCCAACACCGCUCAAUUGCAUUGCACUACUCUGCUUCCUUGCUUGAGGCCCAAUCAUAGGGAACCUCAGAUCCCAGCACCUGCUCAUCACUAGUUUCUGUUUUUCUGUUCUCUCUCUCUUUCAUUUUUAUUUUUUAUUUUUUAUUUAUUUUUUGGGGGCAGUAGGAGCUUUUGUCUCCCUCUCCAAAUGAAACUCAACUUAAAAAUUUUUCACAAUGGAAAUGGGUCAUAGAGGUAGGAUAAUACAGAAACUUUGAUUCCAAGAGCAUCACAAAGAAACUCAGUGAGCAGAUUAUGACAACCAUUAGUCCCAAGGUUUUCACUUUUCAGGUAGGUGAUGGAUAUCAGCAUUCACUCCCAUCAACCGGUGGGAUGGCUCUAAUUGGCAACCAUAAUAAGCCUUUUCCCUUUUCCUCUUUUCCUUGUAAUGCAUUAACUCUCAGGGACUGUGAGAGAUAAUUAGGAAUUAUGAGACAACUCAGAAAACCCAGGUUUGCCUUGAAGGACAAGGCACCCAUCCAGAUUCCAGAUGUAUUUCGAUCUGUUCACUGAGUGAUAUAUAGGAGAGUUCAAAUCACUACUAUUCUGAGACAUAAAAAUUAAAUUGUGUAAAAAAGAAUUAACAUAUUAAUGCAUUAUUGGGCAAUCUCUGGUUUAACAGAAUACAAGAAGACUCUCUCACUCAAAGCCAACAAGAAGAUUGCUGACUCAUCAUUGAAAUUCCAUUAUAAACAUAGACAGCUAGCAAGGAUGACCACCAAAAACAUAUACAUUUCCAAGAAUUCAUUUCAACCACCAACACUGCUAGGAAAAUAUAACGUCCAGAAAAUUCUUCCUCCCCAUUAAGGCUAGAGGGAAAACCAAUUUCAAGGCAACCAACCACCUCAAUUAUUCAGAGAAAAUGCUAGAAUAGUCGACAUAAAUUUGAAGGGAAAGUUGUGAUGGUUCUUUCUAAAUUUUUCCAAGACAUGAAGAGCCAGCAAAGCACAUUGGAAUUGAUAUAUCCAUUUGUUGUGUGGAAAAUUUUCCCCCUUUAAGACUGUAGCUACUAGGAAUGAUUUUUUAAUU
Vitis vinifera (wine grape) is the source of this 7213-nucleotide messenger RNA. RefSeq names its product disease resistance protein RPV1. The record is from RefSeq and is a predicted model, not a curated record. Gene Ontology annotation, biological process: defense response; signal transduction. The coding region runs from base 244 to 5217 and encodes 1657 amino acids. Gene Ontology annotation, molecular function: ADP binding; protein binding. NCBI's taxonomy places the organism in Eukaryota, Viridiplantae, Streptophyta, Magnoliopsida, Vitales, Vitaceae. The transcript is spliced from 8 exons.